AUGGCGACCACAUCAAAGCAGCGUCUUGCGCUCGCAAUCUGCGACUUCCUCUCCACAUCGGUGGAAGAUGGCACAUUGAGUGGUGACGACAAAGACUCUAUCGAUGUUGCCAUCAACUGUAUUGCCGAGUCCUUCAAGGUCGACCCCACCUCGCCGGCUGCCAUAAAGGAAGCCAUUGGCUCCCAGAGCCUCCUCAAAAUCUACAGCGUCUACGAGAAGAUGCAGGGCUCCCCUAAGUCAGCCGCCUCUCCCAGCAUCCCCACCGCCGCGCCCGGUGCCAGCAGUGCAAGUGCCCCCAGCGAUGCCGACAAGAAGAAAGCCGAGGAGCUGAAGGGCCAGGGCAACCGCGCCAUGGCCGCCAAGGACUACCACAAAGCCAUCGAACAGUACACAGAAGCUCUCGCGCUCAACCCUGGCAACGCCAUCUUCCUGUCGAACCGCGCAGCCGCCUACUCUGCAGCACGAGACCACGAGUCCGCCCGCGCCGAUGCCGAGGCUGCCGUCAAGAUCGACCCCAAGUACACGAAGGCCUGGUCACGUCUAGGACUCGCUCGCUUCGCUCUCGGUGACGCUAAGGGCAGCAUGGAUGCGUACAAGCAAGGAAUCGACUACGAGGGCAACGGCGGUUCCGACGCCAUGAAGAAAGGCUACGAGACGGCCAAGAAGCGCGUUGAGGAACUCGAGCUCGAAGAGGCGGACGCAAGCGAGCCGACUAGCCCUACUGCGCGCGGAGCCGGCGGAGCACCUGAUCUGAGCAACUUGGCCAGCAUGUUCGGUGGAGGAGGCGGCGGUGGCGGAGGCAUGCCCGAUCUCAGCAGCAUCAUGAGCAACCCCAUGUUUGCCAGCAUGGCGCAAAACCUUAUGUCCAACCCGGACAUGAUGCAGAACUUGAUGUCGAAUCCGCGGCUGCGCGAGAUGGCGAACAGCAUAGGCGGUGGUGGCGGCAUGCCCGAUUUCGGCAGCCUGAUGAACGACCCCAACAUUGCCGACAUGGCACGAAAUAUGAUGGGUGGAGGAGCGCCAGGAGCCGGACGAGGAGCUGGAGGCCAAGGUGGUACGCAAUAA
Pseudomassariella vexata is the source of this 1065-nucleotide messenger RNA. RefSeq lists its product as uncharacterized. The transcript has 2 exons. Gene Ontology annotation, molecular function: molecular adaptor activity; protein binding. Lineage: Eukaryota; Fungi; Ascomycota; Sordariomycetes; Amphisphaeriales; Pseudomassariaceae. Gene Ontology annotation, biological process: post-translational protein targeting to endoplasmic reticulum membrane. Bases 1 to 1065 code for a protein of 354 amino acids. The record is from RefSeq and is a predicted model, not a curated record. Gene Ontology annotation, cellular component: TRC complex; membrane.